Molecule: messenger RNA, 1833 nt
Organism: Ambispora gerdemannii
Lineage: Eukaryota; Fungi; Glomeromycota; Glomeromycetes; Archaeosporales; Ambisporaceae
Source: the annotation of a GenBank genome assembly
AUGGUGACCAGAGUUCCUUCUUUUGCCGGACGACACGAGCUAAAUUUGAGAAAUUUAGUCAAUGGUCAUCACAUUCACAACUUUCAAUAUCAGCAUAUAACGUAUAAUAGUGCACAGAAAAGUCUGUUUCGUGUGUAUCACUCGUCUAAAGCCUCUUUUGGCAAUGCGGUGCAGAAUACCACGCCUAAUACAAAUUUACCAGCUGAACAUCCAGCAAUACCGCCGAUCAACUUUGAUCGCGAUCUUCUGAUAGACGUCCUAAAAACAACACCAAGCCAACGAGAAGCUCGUACGCUCGUUAAACGAUUCGCGAAUCCUGAGCAAAAUUCAAAUGAACAAAAGCAACAGCAAUCAGAGUCAAAAGAAAAACAUGAAGAGGUUCUCACCGGAAAAUCUUUAAAGCGUGUCAUGACAAAGCUAAAAUUCAUCGAUUCAUUAUUAACUCCUUCAGUUAAUCACAUUGCCCUGAUAAAAAUACAAGGGCCAUUGAAUGAGUUGAAUCGCAAAGACAUCGCGAAAACAUUACUACAUUUGCAAAAGUUGGGGUUGAUGUCGAUUGUGGUAGUUGGGAAUGAGGACUGGAAGGAGAUGAUUUUGGAAGGGUCAUCCAGGUUUCGAGAAUUGUUUCAAAAAAUGAUUAUCGAGGCUGGACUGAUUUGUGAUGCGAUCGAACAAAAUGGGGGUAGAGCCACGCCUAUAUAUAAUAGUGUUUUCACUAUUGAUAAAAAUUCACAAGAUUUUUCUGACUUGGAUACCGAGAAAAAAAUACGAACUACACGAUUUCCUGGCCUCGGAGAUAUAGACGUUUCAUUAGCUUGGUUGAAAUCAUCAUUACAACUCAGUCAGAUACCGUUAAUUCUUCCUAUUGUGAUAGAUAAAGCAUCAAAACAACAAGUUGUACGAGCAAAUACCGCGAUGAUUGCUCUCUCGCAUGCAUUGUCAAACCUCUCUGAUAUUGAUUGUAUAAAAUCACCAGAACUAGAACCCAUGAAAAUAAUAAUAAUAAAUUCCGAAGGAGGCAUUCCAUCGCAAGAACGUCGUGGAUCACAUGUAUUCAUUAAUAUACAAGAAGAAUACGAACAAAUCAAACAAGACUACAAAGUUAAUCCACUAUGGCAUGACACGCACCCAACAGGUCUCGAAAGUUUAGAUAUGAUGAAGAUUUGUUUGGAAAAAUUACCAUCUACCUCAUCGGGAAUCAUUGUGCCAGCUUAUGCGCCAACUGUCUUGCUCUCGAACCUUAUCACCGAUAAACCACUAUUCUCCUCUUCAUUACCGCUUUCUUCACCAACUACCCCAUGGACUACUACUACCAUGUUACGAGCAGGAAUGAAAGUUACACAUCAUCGUUCGUUCAACACUAUUGACAUCCUGGCAUUUAAAGCGCUUGUCGAAACUUCUUUUGGGAAGAAGUUAGAUUUAGAAAACUAUCUAAAAAGAAUGGAGAAAUGUGUUGAUACUAUUAUUGUUGCUGGUGAUUAUUCAGGCGUGGCCGUGAUGACCAUGGAAUCAGCUUCUGUGGAAAAGAACAAUAAUGAUGAUUUAAAUAGAGAUGUAGUUCCGUAUAUGGAUAAGUUGGCGGUUGAUCCGGGACACCAGGGAACUGGCGUGGCUGAUCUUGUGUGGAAACAAAUACAAAUAAAGUACCCGAAACUUAUAUGGAGGGCACGGGCUACUAAUUCUAUUAAUAAAUGGUAUUUUGAAAGAUCCGAUGGAAAUCUUCGAAUACCUGGUUCCCAAUGGAUGAUGUUUUGGUAUGGAAAUGAGGAAGACAAACGAAUAAAGCAGCAUGCAAAGAUAGUACAACAGAUACCAUCUUCUAUUAUUCGUUGA